Molecule: messenger RNA, 612 nt
Organism: Candidozyma haemuli
Lineage: Eukaryota; Fungi; Ascomycota; Pichiomycetes; Serinales; Metschnikowiaceae
Gene: MAD2
Product: spindle checkpoint protein
Exons: 1
Coding region: 1-612 (203 amino acids)
Biological process (GO): mitotic spindle assembly checkpoint signaling
Cellular component (GO): cytoplasm; kinetochore; nucleoplasm
Source: RefSeq, a predicted model, not a curated record
AUGACCGUGUCACCGUCCAAAUUGGCCCUCAAGGGGUCCUCCAAAACCGUGGUGGACUUCUUUGAGUUCGCUGUGCAUAGUAUACUUUUCCAAAGAGGCAUAUAUCCGCCUGAAGACUUUGUUACGGUGAGAAAGUACGACUUGCCUAUCCUUAUGAGUAGUGAUAAUGACGUGAAGGACUACAUUGGCAACAUCAUGGAACAGCUCAGGAAGUGGAUCUAUGGCGGGAGGUUGCUGAAACUAGUGGUGGUCAUCUUGAACAAGGCAACGACGGAACCCGUGGAGAGAUGGGUGUUUUCAAUUGAUAUACAGAAGGAAGGUGAAGAACCUGCUGAAAAGUCUAAACAACAGAUCCAGAGAGAGAUCCAGGCGAUCUUUCGCCAGAUCACGGCGUCUGUGUCGUACUUGCCGUUCUUGCAAGACGACGAGUACACGUUCAAUGUCUUGGUGUAUACGGAUCCAAGCUACGAUAGCAGAAGAAUACCCACGGAAUGGGCAGAUACCCAUGGAGACGGGAAGUUGAUCAAUGGAGAGGCAGACUCGGUGGACUUCUCGAAGUUUAGCACGAGUAACCACCUGGUCGGCACGUCUGUCAGUUACAAGCUUGGUUAG